This is a messenger RNA of Spodoptera littoralis (African cotton leafworm), 1686 nucleotides long. The record is from the annotation of a GenBank genome assembly. Lineage: Eukaryota; Metazoa; Arthropoda; Insecta; Lepidoptera; Noctuidae.
AUGGCUUGUGGAUUGCAAAACUACGAGGACGGUGACAUGCCCGCGGCAGAACUUGAGUUCCUAACGAAAUGGAGCAGGUUUUCCGACUGGUUGCACUGCAUAUGUGUUGUUACGUUCGAUUUGGAGCUCGGACAGGCGAUGGAAAGUGUGUAUCCUCCUGGUGUGAAACUCACAGAUCAAGAAAAGUGCAAUAUUUGUUAUUUGGCGUUCCCUGACUCAAAUUCAGGGUGUAUGGGAGACACUCAGUUCCAUGUCCGUCUGCGUUCGCGAACGGGGCUGACGCGGCAGCAACUCUUGUACAAUGAGGAUAGUGUGCCUACACUGCGCGCUGAUUCUACGCACUACUGGGGCUUCGUGUACUUCAGACAAGUGAAGGACCCGUCGCUGCCGCGCGGAUACUUCCAGAAAAGUAUAAUUUUACUUACUAGAUUACCUUUUAUAAAUCUAUUUUAUAAAGUAAUACAGUUGAUUGCUCCCAAACAUUUCGAGGAAGGGGAAAGGAGCCUAGAGGCUGCAUGCCAUGACAUUAACAGGUGGCCUUCACUCGACGCCGGCCAGAAUGUGUUAUUACCUGUGCUUGGUACAGUUUUUCAGUCAUACAUUCCUAACCAACAGACCGGAAAGAUUACUCGAUCUGAUAUAGCCAAACAAGUUCACUCUCCUAAUGUACCACAUAUACUUGCAUCCAUACAGGAUGUCAAUGUAUUUGAUGUGUUAUCUAGUGUCAUCUCACACUUACACUUGUUGUGGGAAUUAGUGCUAACAGCAGAACCUAUUGUUGUAAUGGCCAGUUCACCUACAGAAUGUUCCGCUUUAGUUCAAGCCCUCACUUACUUAAUCCAGCCACUGCCAUAUGCAGCAGAAUAUAGACCAUAUUUCACAAUACAUGACAGUGAAUUCAAAGAGUUCACGAGGAAACAAUUCAAUCCGCCGUGUGUAAUACUAGGCGUGACCAAUCCAUUCUUUACGAAAACAUUACAACAUUGGCCACACACUAUUAAGCUGGGUGAUGCUACAUCAAUAAAAACGAAACUACGAAAAGUUGGUAAUCUCAAGCUAUUAGAUACUGCUCCUGGAGUAUAUACUCAAUAUAAGCCAUUUUUAGAGAAAGAUAAAGCAAUUAUUAAGAAACUACAUAAUGGGAUAAGAACUGACCGCCCAUCUGAGGUGCAGACUGCUAUGGUCAAGAGACACUUGCUUGAACUGACUCAAAGCUUCAUGAUUCCUUUAGAAAGGUAUAUGGCAUCUCUAAUGCCAUUGCAGAAGAAUAUUUCGCCAUUCAGGGCACCUCCAGUACCAAAUCCGUUCAACCCUGAGGAUUUCUUUGCAACACUACAACAGUCUGGGCCUCAACUGACAACUGGUAUAAAAGGCGAUUGGAUUGGACUGUACAGGAACUACUUCAGAACACCAAACUUUAGUGCAUGGUUCCAUGAAAGACAUAACAAUUUGACAAAUAAAUUACAUGCUUUGCAAUUAGAGGCUUUAGCUGAAAGUGACUUGAAGAAAUGGUCGGUAGGAAAAAAGGAAGUUGAGAUUGUGGAUAUGGUCUUGAAACUUAGGGAGGUGUUGAAGAGUAACCCUCCAGUGGCUGAUAAUACUAGGACAUUGUUGGCAAGGCGAUUGGAGGACUUGAAUUGUGUGCUGCCAGAGGAUAUGAAGUCUAUAUUGAAUGCGGCCACGUGA